Molecule: messenger RNA, 3032 nt
Organism: Bemisia tabaci
Lineage: Eukaryota; Metazoa; Arthropoda; Insecta; Hemiptera; Aleyrodidae
Product: DEP domain-containing protein 1A
Biological process (GO): intracellular signal transduction
Source: RefSeq, a predicted model, not a curated record
UUUUGUUGUAUUCACUUGUAUUCUUUAUUUCUUUAUUCUCUUUUAAGUUGAAUUAUGUGCAUAUACAAUGUAAAGCCACAGGUGCAAAAUGUCAUUUAAUCGCUUUAGUGUCAGUUCAGAAUUCUUUUAUGUCAAUAGUUUGCAUCUUUUAUGAACUGGUUUAUCCUGUAUCAUCAUUUAAGGAUUCACCAUGGAAAGAUCUGGACCUUAUCGAGCCACAAAAUUGUGGAAUGAGGCAAUCUGCAUUUUCAAAAAAGGAAUGCCUGUCAAAAGGCACAGACGUCACAUGAAAUACUACGAUGGAACAUUCACCGGAAUUGAGGCAGUCAACUGGUUUCAUGCAGCACUCCUGAAAACAUCUUACUUCGGUCCAGAUGUUACUCGGGACCAGGUUGUUCGCUUACUAGACAAAUUUUUGAAGGCCAAUGUUUUCACAAGUAUCAAGACAACCAAUCGGCCUUUCAAAGAAGGAGCAGAGUUGUAUCAGUUUGUCACUGAAGAUGAGUCAUCUCUGAAGAAUCGCUCUCUAAAUUCUGAGGAUAGCAAAAUUUUUAAUGGCCAGCUCCGAGAUACAGAAAAAGGUGGUGGAAAAUUGGCUGAAAUAGGGAAGAUGGAAUUUGAAAAUAUUCUCUGGAGGAGUAUGUUCCUAAGACGGCUCAACCUUUUGAUGGAGGGGGUUGACUUAAAAUCCAUCUUGCCGAUGAGUGCCAUCAAUUGUAAUUAUCUUGUUCUGAAUUGCAAAUACAUGAACGUUGGUGCUAAUUUUCCACAGUGGGUAUUGGAAGCUAUCAACACGCUACUACUAUUUGACUGGCCAAUGAGUAAUAUCGGUCACUCUCCAACCUAUCCUGGAUUUGAGACAGACAUAGUGGAAGUUAUAAAAGAUUAUUUCAACAGUUUAUCGGAUCCCUUGAUUCCAUUUCAAUUCUACAAUGUCUUCGUUUGUGCCUAUCAAUAUUUAGACUCUCUUGAAUCCAGGAGGAAAAUGUAUUCCACUAAUCAGCAUACCAUGCCAUAUGCAAGUCGCUCCACAGAAAAUCUGAUUCUCGGGAUGUCAAGCCCAUUGAAGAAAGGAAGAAGCUCCAAAAAGAAGGAGACUUUGAGGAACAGAGAAUUUCACUCUUCAAAUGACAGCCUCUUGAAUGAAUUCAACAUUCUCUCCGGUUCCUUGCCUCGCAAUUCCUGCUUUGAAACUGCCUUUACAUCCGAUUCACCAACCACAAGGAUUGUUCCAAAAUCUGCAGUUGAUACGAUACACCUUGCUCCUCGAAAGAGCACCUCCUCUUUUCCUGGAGAUGCUUCAGAUCAGUGUGAAACUGAACGAAUGGAACUAAAACCAUUGAAACCAUUGCGAAGGAAAAUACCAAGCCAGCCCAAGAAUCAACCAGAAUUUGAUUAUAAUUCUGAUACAGAAAAUGUCAAUCCUCAUCACAACGUAACCCAAGGAAAGAAGUAUUACAACCGACAUCCUCCGCCAGAUCGUCAAACUUUUAAUCCUGCACCAAAGUGUCCCUCUUACGAUGAAGCCAUCAAGUCGCUAACUUUUCAGCGCAGAUUGAAAAAGAAACUUCAUGAUACGAACAAAGAAUCUUUCAGCACGCUUCCUAAACUCAUAAGGAAGCAUAAAGCGGAAGCGAUGUCGAAUAAAAACAUGGAGUAUGAAUAUCCACAGAAAAAUCUCAAGUACUUCUCAAUAGCACAAUGCGAUAAUCUGUCUGAUGAUUUUAAAGGUCUUAAAACACCUUUCAGUGUUUCGGGUCACAACCUCAAUGAUUUUCCUUGUCAUGAUCCCAAGUACAAAAAAAUCAAUAAAUUCAGCUCGCAAAAUUCUUUGGAUGACAAUUUUGAAAGACCGAGGCACUCAGCCAACAUCAAUGUCAAGAAUGCUAGAAAGAAUAGUUUGUUUGGUAGUCGCUUUGAGCCUCGAGCUAUUUCAAAGUCCAUGGAGAGAUUGGCAUCAGUUGAUUCCCCUGGUGAAGUAGAGUUUAACUAUGGGAUAGCUUUGGAAACUUUAAACCGAUUGAUGGAGUGCAGCCGCUCAACUACUCCUGACUCUGAACAAUAUCUGACGGUUAAUGACAACUCCUCCUUCUACACUGACUCAGAUGACUCUGAUAGCUCUUAUGAUGGUAACCAACGGAGGAAAAAGAAGUCUGGUUGGAGCGAUGAGACUGUUAAUUCAGGCAAGAAGAUCUUCCAACUUCUCUGCCUUCUGCUCCCACCAAAAAAUCGGGCCCAACUUAAACUUUUACUUUUACUCAUGUCUCGUUUGAUGGCCUCUCCUCAUUCUCAGGUACUGUAUGAGCUAAGCCAAGGAGUAAUGCGAGAAAAUAAUAUAAACAAACAGAAUGAUCUUGCAUUUUUCGUUGUUUGUUUCCUACUGGAUCAUAAGGAUAUAUUAUUUAAACCGCCUCUGGACUUUGUCAACGAAAUUCGCUCAAAAGCCAGGAAGUGCCUUAAUUCGUCCAGAAAGAACCAUGCAUACUGUGAACGGGUAAGCACAGAGGAAUUUGAGCAACAAAGAUUCACUGGCUCUCAACGUGCUCUGGCUGAACUCCUGGAUCAGAUUCUCCAUGAUCAGAAAAUGAACGCAAAAGAAAAGAAGAGGAAAUUGAAAAUGUUUCAGGAAGCCUACCCAGAAAUAUACAGUCUCAAGUGCCCGCUAGAGACGGAAUCAAAGUCGAAGUCUACAAUGAUGGGAAAAUUUCCUUCCUUAAGCAAGUUGAAGCAGCUUCGCAUUUAAACUUCUCUCGGCAGUAGCAAUUCUCUUCGUAAUUGUAAGGUGCUCAGAAAUCCCUCCUUCGUUAUUUCUUUCACUAAUUAGCAGGUACUGACUAGUGUUAAUUAGCAACAAGUUAAAAAAUAGAAUGAAAUUAGAGAUAAGAUAUUUAUGAAAACUGUUUUCCCCUUCAGAUAGAUUAUGUUUAUUUCUACCCCAUAAAAGACUUAUCCUCACUUCCCAUGUUUAUUUGGAGUGUGCCAUCUUUUUUUUUUCUCUCUCAAUAAAUAGUUACUUUUGUACCUUAACUAAA